CAAGAUUCUUAAAUAUUUAAAUAAAUUGUAAUUAUAAAUCGUCCUUAAAUUAUAUAACUAAAAUUUUCAAGAAAAUGCGAUUCAUUAUAUUCCUAUGCAUCUUUGUUUUUAAAGCCAAUCCAAUUCCAAGUGAAUUUUCAAGAAAAUGAGAUUAAUUCUAUUCCUAUGCAUCUUUGUCUAUAUCAAAGCCAAUCGGACUCCAAGAGUUAUAACGACUGAGUUCAAAAAACUAUGUUGGGCGAAACAUAUUGAUGAUUAUCCUAACUUUUUCAAUAUACGUAUUACUAGAGAUGUAUUCGAGUUUUUGGAUUUAUAUCUUAGUAGAGAAGAUAAUAAUUCAAUAGUAUCCAUUAUCCAAGGGGGUGAUAGGAACCUAGAUAAAUAUUCGUCAAAUAAUAUUACCAACAAAACGUUGAUUUUAUUUGACGGGCUUCAAUUAUUAAACUUAGUGCGGUUGAACGAACUCAAUUUAACAUUAAACAUUACAGCUAAUUUCGAGAUUGAUUUGAAAAGCAUUGGUGCAACAAUUAUAUUCUGUAUGUUGCCUUUAAAGAAUAUUAUGACAAGCAUGUGUAUGGAAUUCAUGAACACAAAUCUUACAAUAACAGUUAGGAAUCAAAAUGUAUCGUUAAAAUUAAUAUAUUACAACUUCACAAGUUUAGCCGCAUAUCCAAAUUAUUUAUUCUAUCGAUUAUCAUGGAGCUUACCAACGGGGAAUUUUUUUCAAUAUCAAUAUUUAGGUGGAAUUAUAAAUAUUUCUUCCAUUGUAACUCACUGUAAUUAAAUUUUACAUGAAGCAAAUUAUCUUUAUUAUUAUA
Gordionus sp. m RMFG-2023 is the source of this 818-nucleotide messenger RNA. RefSeq lists its product as uncharacterized. The transcript has 6 exons. The coding region runs from base 146 to 784 and encodes 212 amino acids. NCBI's taxonomy places the organism in Eukaryota, Metazoa, Nematomorpha, Gordioida, Chordodea, Parachordodidae. The record is from RefSeq and is a predicted model, not a curated record.